Pestalotiopsis fici W106-1 is the source of this 1413-nucleotide messenger RNA. RefSeq lists its product as uncharacterized. The record is from RefSeq and is a predicted model, not a curated record. The transcript is spliced from 2 exons. Lineage: Eukaryota; Fungi; Ascomycota; Sordariomycetes; Amphisphaeriales; Sporocadaceae. Gene Ontology annotation, molecular function: UDP-glycosyltransferase activity. Bases 1 to 1413 code for a protein of 470 amino acids.
AUGACGGUCGACCACACUGGGAGAGAGACGGCUGUUCCUAUCAUGGCAAAUGACAAAAGGAAGCCUCUGCUGGUCAUGUCAGCUGGUCCCAUAAUGGGCCAUUCUGCCCCGGCACUGCACAUCGGUCGUGAGAUGAUCAAGCGCGGCUUUGAAGUCAUCUUCAUGACGGCACCAGAGUUGAGACCCAGUGUGGAAAAGAUUGGAGCCGAGUAUUGGGAGACCACGCCAUUUUUUCCACCCGGUAGUCUCGAGGGUCGAGAUGCACACCUGCCGGGCCUUCCAAAGCUCCUAUAUGAUAUGAGGAGCUUGUUCAUGGCGUCAAUCGGUCCACGCAGCGACAAUAUGCGCUCUCUACUGGAAAUGGUGCGCGAGCGCGAGCCCGACCGCGACGUUGUGAUUGUCGCCGAGACCGUGUGCAUGGCUCUCGUCCCAUUCACUCUUGGGGCACCCCUUCCCAAGGGCUACAGCCAAUUUCCAAAAAUUAUCGACAUAAAUGUUGUUCCCCUCAUAUCAAGCAGUGAGGACGUUGCGCCUUUUGGGCCCGGUCUCGUCCCCGAUUCGACAGAGUCUGGCCGGGCUAGGAACAGGCUGAUGAACGACAUGUUCUAUCAUCAAGGCCCAUUCAAGCCCCUGCAAGACGAAUAUCUUCAGAUUCUAAAGGACCUCGGCUGUACCAAGAUGCCAGAUUGCUUCAUGUUUGACUCGUGGGUCAGCUCGUUUGACACCACUUUUCAAAUGUGCAGCCCGAGUCUGGAGUAUCCACGCUCCGACCUCCACCCCAGCAUCCGUUUUGCUGGUGCACUGCCCAAGAGAGGCAUUGACCCAAACUUUGAAUACCCAUGCUGGUGGAACGAGAUUGUAGAAAACAGCACGCUGGCCGCCGACGACCCCAAACGGAAGAAGGUUAUCCCCGUGGCCCAGGGCACCAUUGCCACGGACUACAACGAGGUGAUCAUCCCGACAAUUAAGGCGUUUGCCGGCCGAGACGACAUUAUAGUCAUUGCAAUCCUGGGCGUAAAGGAUGCGGUGCUGCCUGCUGACCUCAACGUGCCUGCCAACGUGAGGACGGUGGACUUUUUGCCCUACGACGCCGCCCUCGAGCACGCCGAUGUCUUUGUCAGUAACGGAGGCUACGGCGGCAUGAUGCACGGCGUCAUCAACGGCGUGCCCAUGGUGGUCGCCGGUAUGAGCGAGGACAAGGUCGAGGUCACGGCCCGAGCCGAGUGGGCCGGGUUCGCCGUCAACCUCCGGACGCAGAUGCCGACCUCCGAGGCCAUCUCGGCCGCAGUGGACAAGGUCUUGGCCGACCCCAAGUACAAGCUCAGGGCUACAAGGCUGAUGCAGGAGAAUCAAGACUUGGACAGUUUGUGGAUCAUAGAAAGGGAGAUUAUGAAAUAUGCCAGGAAAGAUUAA